CUAAUAAGUACUACUACUUGUGCUAUGGCGACCACUUUCAAGUCAAUUCAUCCAUUAUGAAGCACAGUCUAUUGGCGAUCUUUGUGUUUGCAACACUACUGUGUGGCACAUGGGCUACCCUUAGUGGCAAGGCUAUUCUCAAGGAAAAGGAUAUGAUGAGGAAAAUUGUAUUCGACAAGAAGACACCAGAUGUAUUUUAUUGUCCCAUACAGAAGCCGUCGUCGAUGAGCAAAAUUAUUGUCACAGCACGGCCCCUGCACAAGUUGUGCGAAUAUGAGGGAAACCCAUUGCCAGCCGAAUAUAAGUCGGACUGCUAUCUGGAUAUUGAUGAGUCCGAUUAUGCAUGCAAGGAGAAAUACAGAAUUAUGAUGCGUAAAUUUCCACCAGGCAGCGAAGAACCAUUCAACGGCGCCCGACUAAAGCGAUUCAUGAAUUAUGAUAAGGAAUUCAACUAAUGCUCUGGAAUUCCUCACUUAUGUAGCUGUGAGGUAUUGAACUCUGUUGAACUUAUUUUAGAAAUAAAUAUGUUUUUCAAAUUGUGCGACCCCAUUAA
Drosophila grimshawi is the source of this 553-nucleotide messenger RNA. RefSeq lists its product as uncharacterized. Lineage: Eukaryota; Metazoa; Arthropoda; Insecta; Diptera; Drosophilidae. The coding region runs from base 57 to 455 and encodes 132 amino acids. The record is from RefSeq and is a predicted model, not a curated record. The transcript is spliced from 4 exons.